Messenger RNA from Neurospora tetrasperma FGSC 2508, 929 nucleotides. RefSeq lists its product as uncharacterized. Bases 7 to 759 code for a protein of 250 amino acids. NCBI's taxonomy places the organism in Eukaryota, Fungi, Ascomycota, Sordariomycetes, Sordariales, Sordariaceae. The transcript has a single exon. The record is from RefSeq and is a predicted model, not a curated record. Gene Ontology annotation, biological process: nucleobase-containing compound metabolic process. Gene Ontology annotation, molecular function: nucleic acid binding; 3'-5' exonuclease activity.
UCAAGCAUGGCGACCCCAACCUUGAUCUCAUCCCUUCCAGACCUCCAGGCCUUCCUCUCUUUGAUCCCUCCGUCCAGCACGUUAUAUCUGGACCUUGAAGGCAGAAAUCUCAGCCGUCACGGAACCUUGACGCUCUUGACAAUUCUCGUCCUUCCCACGCGGGCAACAAGCAUUGUCGAUGUCCAAACCCUCGGCGACUCUGCUUUCACCACUCCCAGCCCAGACGGAAAGACCCUGAAAGCCAUUCUCGAGGAUCCCCAUACCUCCAAAUGCCUCUGGGACGUCCGCAACGACGCGGACGCCCUCUGGGCGCACCACAAGAUCCGUCUCGCGGGCGUCACAGACAUCCAGCUGCUCGAAAACGGAUCCCGCCCCGGCGGCAAGACGUACCUCUUCGGGCUCGACAGGUGUAUCGAGAGGGACCUCUCGCUGAGAUGGGAAGAGAAGCAGCCCUGGGCCAGAACCAAGCAGGAGGUGCGGGCUCUGAUGAACAUGCCCAACAGCGACAUCUUCUCCCGCCGCCCUCUGGACGCCAAGACGCUGCAGUAUUGCGUCAACGAUGUCGUUUACCUGCCUGCGCUUCACAAGCUCUACACCAAGCGUAUCAACAAGUCUAGUGGAUGGCUGGCAAAAGCAAUGGUUGAGAGCGCGCGUCGCGUGACCGAAGCUUGUGGCCCUGGGUACGUGCCUCAAUCUGAGGAUAAGAAGUUCGGACCUUGGCGCUCGAGGGUGGACCCGGACUACGACUUCUGGUUCUGAUAAUGGAGGAACGGCUUGAGGAGAUGGAAGAGGACGAAUUGUUUUUGGCUAUAGAGGCCAGAUAAAGCUCGGUCGGGGAAUCAAGGCAAGAGAUAGCGUACCUAGAUGUAGUUUUGUCCGAGGCAGGAUGGCCCAAGUUGGAUUUAGCAAUAUCAUAUCAUGAAGCUUAC